AUGGCUCCUGAGCUGGUGCAAAUCACUCCCGAUCCUACGUUCGACGACGCCCCAUGGUAUCGCUGGUGGGUGCUGCAGCAGGUCCGCAACCAGCCGCAACGCCUACUGCUCAGUCUGCCAGACAUCGAGCCCGACAAGGAUCCAAAUUUCGUCACUUACUUUCUCGUCUGGGACCAUAUCCGGCAACUCAUUAGGGCCCCGGGACCCAAAAGCAUCGAUGGCAUGACUGAUACGCUCACCAACCUCGGCAUCAUUGCCAUUAAUGACAACAACGAGGCCGCUCAGUCGGCCAAAGACCUUGUUUUUGCCACUCUCGGCUGGCAGACAAUGCUCUACAAACCCGACUUUGCUUCGUGUUCGGCGGGAGGAUAUAGCAUUCUUGACGAAAUGGAUGGGUUUAACGGGGGAGCGCGGCUCAACCUCAACCAGUUUGCUUCAUCGAGCAACCGAAACUUGCCCGACUUUCUACUAGGGUUUGGCAUGAUGCUGCCACCACGAAACUACUGCUCCUUCCAUGGCGCUGACGACCAGGCCCUCUUCAAUCGGGCCAAAACAGUCAUCUCCAAGGAACUGGAUGCCUAUAUAUUGAGCAAGGUAUGCGGCCUCACGUUUCAAUGGAUCGACUCUCUCUCUUGCCAUCUCGAACUGGACACACGCUCCGCAUGA
Molecule: messenger RNA, 666 nt
Organism: Hirsutella rhossiliensis
Lineage: Eukaryota; Fungi; Ascomycota; Sordariomycetes; Hypocreales; Ophiocordycipitaceae
Exons: 2
Coding region: 1-666 (221 amino acids)
Source: RefSeq, a predicted model, not a curated record